Daphnia pulicaria is the source of this 2750-nucleotide messenger RNA. Its product is annotated as X-ray repair cross-complementing protein 5-like. The record is from RefSeq and is a predicted model, not a curated record. The transcript has 11 exons. Bases 180 to 2345 code for a protein of 721 amino acids. Gene Ontology annotation, biological process: cellular response to X-ray; telomere maintenance; DNA recombination. Gene Ontology annotation, molecular function: telomeric repeat DNA binding; double-stranded DNA binding; damaged DNA binding. Gene Ontology annotation, cellular component: Ku70:Ku80 complex; nucleus. Lineage: Eukaryota; Metazoa; Arthropoda; Branchiopoda; Diplostraca; Daphniidae.
ACGAAUUUUCAACAUUCAAAUCUCGACGAAUUUUUUCCACGUAUCCACGAUACACGACUAAAAGUUUUCUUAACUUUCAACAAGGCAUGAAUUUUUAAUGUACUCUUAAUAUAGAGGAAAAAAAACUCAUGUGUUUGUGGAUUGCCAAUGCCAAUGUUCAACUUCAACAUUACUAGACCAUGUCAUAUUCGAGGAAUUCUAAUUGGAGCCAACCUGGUACGAGUCACCGACCUAAUUCCAAAGCUGUAAAACCAAAAAAUGGCUAUGUUUUGAUUGCUGACAUUGGUUCUCCUACUUCAAAGAUAUUACAUUGUGACAGAACAUAUGCUCAACAGAUUAAAGAAUGCCUUAUUGCGUUCAUCCAACAGAAAAUAUUCAUAAAUAAUGCAAUUGAUGAUGUAGCUGUUAUAUUGAGUGGAUCAGAUAAGACACAAAAUAGCCUUGAUUAUAAGAACAUUCAAGUUCUGAAGAACAUGGAGAAAGUCAGUUGGGAGACAGCAAAACUUGUGAAUGAAACUGUACAAACAAAAAAUUGUGAAGGAGAUUGGAUGGAUGCCUUGGGUGUUGCACUAGACCUGAUCCACAGGAAAGUGAAAGCUGGGAAUGUCUACAGUUCCAUUCAAAUAAUAUUUUUUACUGCAUUUGAGUCACCCUUCAAAACUUCUGAGAGAACCCAGAAAGCCUAUAUAUCUGCCCUUUUGGCUGAACAUACCAGCCUGUUUAUUGUAGGAUCAAACAUAAAUCAAGAAAUGCUAGAGAAUGAAGAAAAGAUGAGUAAAGGAGAACUAACUGCCUGUCAACUUAUUCAAGAGGCUAAUGGAGGAAUUUAUAGCUUUGGAGAUUUUUCUGCUGAUGUGGUUAACGUAACGGAGCAACCAAAAAUUGGUUCACCGUUUAAUGUAACUUUAGAUAUUGGAUCUAAAAUCCAAAUUCCAAUUUCUGCUUACAUAAAAACGAAAAAGAGCGAUAGCCUUAAAUGGAGUGAAGAAAUAAGCACUGGUGAAGCCCUUGUUGAUAAAGAAAGAACCUAUCAGAAGGAACAAUCGAACGCAAUUAUAGACAAACAAGAUGUCUUGACUGCUUUCAAAUAUGGUAGCAGAAUCAUCCCAAUAACAGUUGAGGACGAGAAACGGUGGAGUUACAAGUCUGGAAACAAAUGCUUGUCCGUCUUAGCUUUUGUAGAUCCCAUUCCUCCUCAGUUUGGUUCAGGGACCGGAACAAGAUUUAUUUUUUCACACCGGAAAUCGGGCGUUGUUGAUCGCAAUUCACAAAUUGCCUUAUCAGCCCUUAUUAACGCAAUGGCAGAGACGGGUAAAGUUGCACUUGUUCGAUAUGUUUAUGCGAACAACUGCCGCAUGGCCCUUGGAGUUCUUUCGCCGCGAAUCAAAUUCAAAUAUGAGUGUUUAGUUUUUCACGAACUACCUUUCGCCGAUGACUGGCGUCAGUAUGAGUUCCCACCCAUCAUCACUCCAAAAAGUCAACCUAGUCAUGAACAAAUGGAGGCAAUCGAUCAGUUGAUCGACAAACUAGAUUUGACGGACGCUGAAGCAUUUGAUUCAACGAAAAUGUCUGAUCCCUAUGAAGAGUAUGUUCGCCACGUAAUUGGCUUUAAAGUUCUGAAUCCUGAAGAUCCGUUACCCGAAAUUCCGCCGCACAUAAAAAUGAACCUCCAGCCAUCCCCAUCAUUAAUGGAAGGAGCGAAAGAUGUUUUAGAACGCAUUCAGCAAUUGUUUCCACUACAAAUAACUGGGAAGCUUAAAGUCAACGAUUUUGAAGCUUCUAAACGAGAAGCCAUCCCGGCGACUGCCGAAGAAAUGGAAAGGGAGAUUCAGAAUAAAAAAUCUCGGUUGGAUGUAGGCGGUGAUGUCGAUCUAGGGUUCAUUUUAGGAAUGAACAGUGUUGAUAAGGUUGGAACAACAAACCCAGUCAAAGAUUUCUCGCUUCUUCUUCAAAGUGGCAAGAAAUCAGUUGAAGAAAUCUAUGAUGAAAUGUCAAAAGUUAUACUUGAGUUACUUGAAGACAGUGGAGGCACUAAUGUUCCUCUAAUGGUAAAAGCCAAGAAUUGCAUUGAAGCUUAUCGGGAACAUUCCGUGGCAGAGGGCCGUGUGGCUUAUUUUAACCGCUGGAUGAAGCAGUUUAAAGAACAAGUCAUCAGCAAUUACUUCACUGACUUUUGGCAAAAAUAUUUGACUGAAUCACUGGGUUUGAUCACGAAAGACGAAUGUCCUUUAUCUGACGUUGACAAACAUCAAGCUGAGACAUUCCUUCGAUUACCUAAACAGCAACAAGUGAACGAAAUCGAUUCCGUGGAUGAAGAUGAAGAACUGCUCAAUUUGAUUGACUGAGACAAGUCCAGGUGGUCAGCAGUUGAGAGACGGGAGCAUUGAACGAGAAGGUAACCAAUUCUUUAAAAAGUACAUAUUUCUUACCCUGGAAUAGUUUUUUCAUCUAAGAUUAUCUUUUUUUUUCCCUGUAAAUCUACGUUUUAUUUCCGGGCUUCUUUGGUAACCCGCGUUCCGCACGACUUGGUCUGUUGCGAACAGGACGUUGCAUCAUCGGCUAUUAGUACAUUAUACGAUUCAAUUGCUUAAAUUCACGGUGUGAUAGCGACAUAGCGUUGAUUGAAAAGUUCAGUCAUCCGAAUCAAUCUAAAUUUUUUCCAUCAUAUGAGAAAAAGUACCCAAAAAUCCCGUUCUUUUCCUUGAAAUGUGAUAACAAUGGACACUGAAUAGAUUCUUAAGUUGAUCAAG